AGGAGGGCGAAGCUGCACGUCUUGGCCGUUCCGAUAGUUGUGAUUUGUUCAGAUGAGGGGAUUGUUUUGUUGAAAGCUUUGGAAGUGAGGUGAGGCCGGCAGCCUUCAGUAAGCCAUACGAGUGACGGUGUUAGGCAGUGUAAGCCGAGUGUUGUGCUCAGCGCCGCAGGAGAGGCGAUGUUCCUAGUGGGGCAGGAGUGAGCGAGCAGUGGGUCGGUGGGCCACCUUCAGAUGCUCAGAUAACAGCGGCUCCAGCAUGGCGGGGCCCACGAACGCCCUCAUGUGGGCGGUUGUGGGCGUGUGGGCGGCCUGUACAGCUGGGGCAUGGGCGGAUUACUCUGAUAUCAUGGCGGUGGAGCACCCGGGCCCAAGGCGCUGCGAGCCUAUCCGGAUCGUGGCGUGCCAAGACCUGGGCUACAACCUGACCUCCAUGCCCAACUUGGUGGGCAUUGAGCUGCAGAAGGACGCUGAGUACCGCCUCAACUCCUUCAAGCCGCUCAUCCAGUACGGGUGCUCGUCGCAGCUCAAGCUCUUCCUGUGCUCCAUCUACGCGCCCUUGUGCACGCCCCAGGUGCCCACGCCCAUCGGGCCCUGUCGGGACCUGUGUGAGACUGUGAGGAACCGGUGCGCGCCCGUGCUCUCCGAGCUCGGGUACCCGUGGCCGCACUUCCUGAACUGCUCCAAGUUCCCGGCCCACAACAACGAGGAGCACAUGUGCAUGGAGGGGCCGGGGGAGAAGAUGCCGCCCCACUCGCCUCCGACGACCUCCCCGCGCCCCAAGCCUCCCCCGCGAUGUAGCCAGUACGCCCACGCACACAAGUACCGCUACAUCAACGCGACGGGCACGUGCGCGCCCCUGUGCCAGGCCAACAUCUCGUUCAACAGCAGCGACAAGUCCUUUGCGGGCGUGUGGAUGGCCAUCUGGGCCGUCGUGUGCUUCGCCGUCACCCUGUUCACCGUCCUGUCCUUCCUGCUGGACGCCGCCGCCUUCAGAUACCCCGAGCGGGCGGCCGUCCAUCUGGCCCUGUGCUACAACCUGGUGGCCGUCGGGUACCUGGUGCGGCUGGUGGCAGGAGCGGGUCGGGUUACGUGUCACGCGGACCCGGAGUUGGGGGUCGGAGUGGCGGUGACGGAGGGAGGACUCCACACCACGUGCGCUCUCGUCUUCCUGCUCCUCUACUACUUCAGCACCGCCGCCUCCGUCUGGUAA
Messenger RNA from Penaeus indicus, 1210 nucleotides. Its product is annotated as frizzled-4-like. Gene Ontology annotation, molecular function: Wnt-protein binding; Wnt receptor activity. NCBI's taxonomy places the organism in Eukaryota, Metazoa, Arthropoda, Malacostraca, Decapoda, Penaeidae. The transcript has a single exon. The coding region runs from base 257 to 1210 and encodes 317 amino acids. Gene Ontology annotation, biological process: canonical Wnt signaling pathway; non-canonical Wnt signaling pathway. The record is from RefSeq and is a predicted model, not a curated record. Gene Ontology annotation, cellular component: plasma membrane.